This is a messenger RNA of Pungitius pungitius (ninespine stickleback), 4746 nucleotides long. RefSeq names its product gamma-aminobutyric acid receptor subunit beta-2. Gene Ontology annotation, cellular component: GABA-A receptor complex; neuron projection; plasma membrane. The transcript is spliced from 10 exons. Gene Ontology annotation, molecular function: extracellular ligand-gated monoatomic ion channel activity; neurotransmitter receptor activity; chloride channel activity. Gene Ontology annotation, biological process: chemical synaptic transmission; chloride transmembrane transport; regulation of membrane potential. Lineage: Eukaryota; Metazoa; Chordata; Actinopteri; Perciformes; Gasterosteidae. Bases 294 to 1871 code for a protein of 525 amino acids. The record is from RefSeq and is a predicted model, not a curated record.
CACGGUCACCGUUAUUGUUUUUUUAAACGGUCACACAGGGUGUAUAGAAACAAGGGAGACCCCCCCCCCCCCAUGUACCGCUGGUUAACUUAGUAGUCCGUAGUCACGGUUCUCCUUUAAAUUUCCUCCGUGCCCGGGCACCACAUCUGCCACUACCAUCAGCAGCAGUAGCGCAGGCUUCUUGAUGUUGUGGUCGGGAAUACGCAUGCGCCCGGCAUUGGAAUUACUGCACUGAGAAGAAUAAGUUGGACCUCGUCUGUCUUCGGUAAAAGAAAAAGACACACCACAUAAGUAUGGCAGUGUUCAGAAUAAGAAGAAUGCGGUGUUUCGGGGUUUGGUUCUUCCCUCUCGUGGUGACCGUGGUGUGCGUUCAAAGUGCCGGUGUCAAUGAUCCUAGCAAUAUGUCUUUGGUUAAAGAAACGGUGGAUAGGCUGUUGAAAGGUUAUGAUAUACGAUUGAGGCCAGAUUUCGGAGGUCCUCCGGUCGGAGUGGGGAUGAACAUAGACAUCGCCAGCAUAGACAUGGUGUCAGAAGUCAACAUGGACUACACGCUGACCAUGUACUUCCAGCAGGCCUGGCGAGACAAGCGGCUGUCCUACUCGGAGAUCCCCCUCAACCUGACCUUAGAUAACCGGGUGGCUGACCAGCUCUGGGUCCCCGACACCUACUUCCUCAACGACAAGAAAUCCUUCGUCCACGGCGUCACGGUGAAAAACAGAAUGAUCCGACUGCACCCGGACGGUACCGUGCUGUACGGUCUAAGAAUCACUACCACCGCUGCUUGUAUGAUGGACCUGAGAAGGUAUCCACUGGAUGAACAAAACUGCACCCUCGAGAUAGAGAGUUAUGGCUACACCACGGAUGACAUCGAGUUCUACUGGCGAGGAGGAAACAAUGCUGUGACAGGGGUGGACAAGAUCGAACUGCCUCAGUUUUCCAUCGUGGAUCAUAAUCUCAUCUCCAAGAAUGUCGUCUUCUCCACAGGUUCCUACCCUCGUCUGUCCCUUAGUUUUAAACUGAAGCGAAACAUCGGGUACUUCAUCCUGCAGACGUACAUGCCUUCCAUACUCAUCACGAUCCUCUCAUGGGUCUCCUUCUGGAUCAACUAUGACGCCUCUGCUGCCAGGGUGGCUCUGGGUAUUACCACGGUGCUGACCAUGACGACCAUUAACACCCACCUGAGAGAAACCCUCCCCAAAAUCCCCUACGUCAAGGCCAUAGACAUGUACCUCAUGGGCUGCUUCGUCUUCGUCUUCCUGGCUCUGCUGGAGUAUGCAUUGGUAAACUACAUUUUCUUCGGGCGGGGCCCACAGCGUCAGAAAAGGGCAGCCGAGAAACUGACCACGGCCAACAACGAAAAGAUGAGGAUGGAUCCCAACAAGUGGCUGGUGGGGAAUGUAGUUGGCAGGGACGACACUCUGUAUGCGAGAAUGAAACAAAGGGAUCUGGAUGGUCACGACUCGAUCUGGGAGCCCAUCUUUGUGGAUGACGGAGCGAUUGGACUUGGCGAACAAAAGAACAAGAUGGACCCACAUGAAAACAUCCUCUUGGGCACCCUGGACAUCAAGAACGACAUGGGCAUCUCCGAGCUGGCGCUGGGCCUCAACGACCCACGCAACACCAUGCUGACCUACGACAGCUCGACCCUGCAGUACCGCAAGGCCGGCCUCGCCAGGCACAACUUUGGGCGAAACACGCUGGAGUGUCACAUGACUCAGAAGAAGAGCCGGCUACGGAGGCGCGCGUCCCAGCUAAAGAUCAACAUCCCAGACUUGACUGAUGUAAACUCUAUUGACAAAUGGUCGAGGAUCAUCUUCCCGACGGUCUUCUCCUUAUUCAACAUCAUUUAUUGGCUUUACUACGUCAAUUGAGAGAAACAGAGGGACAGCAGUGAGUGCGAGAGCAAAGAGCAAAACAUGUUGCUCGUUUGUUGUUUGUAUUCGGGUCGUGUCAUUUUUAUGUGAUCAUGUGAAACUGGACUGAAUGACCACAUUCAGAACUGGAACUAUCAUAUAACACGUAAAAACCUUAUAAAAGAGAGAUUACAAACAUAUAUAAGGUGCCUGUUCCUGAGUAACUGUCUGAAUUGUACAUACUGUGUGCAUUAUGUAUCCUGCCAUUUUAUUUGUAUCUUUCUUUGGAUACUUUUCUAUGUUUUUGUUACGUUCGAUCCGCAGCACACGUUAUUAUUUGCCAAAAAUAUCAUAUCACUUAGAAACCAAAAGACAGCUGACACAAAAUUAUUGUUAAAUAUUAUUACACUACUUAAUAGUGUUUAAUGGUGUUUCAGGAUGAAGUAUGUUAAGCACACCAAAUGUGUAGUUACUCGCAUUGAUUCAUAGUACCACGAGGGCCAUACAGCAUAAUGUACCAUCAGAGUAACUUUUAUACUUUAUUAUACUGGGAGCUCUAAUUGAUUCAUUUCCAAGAAUCCUCUGAGUUAAUAAGCCAUUUUAAAAUGGAAGCAUUAUGUAAUAUUAGCAAAAAUUCCAGGUUUUAACUCAGAUUGCACUAAUGAAGAAAAAAAAAUUGUAUAUAGGGACACUUAUUAUUAUAAGGAUACUAUGACAGAGAAAAAAAAACCUUUCAGCCCUCUAUACUCACUUCCUGCAUAUGUAUUUACCACAUUGACAGAAAACAAAGUGUGAAUUGCUGAAAAGGGCACUUUAUAUUCUCCAGUCCACCGACCAUAACAAAGCACAAGCAAGCCUUCAAAAAUCAGCCUUUGACACCAUUAUCUAAGAAUAUUUCCGUUUGUUGUCUAUUUCUUUUGAAUAACAACCCAAAUUGAUGUAAUUAACAUUAGUAAAAGUCCUCUGAAUUGCGCAUCGUUUUCAGAUGAAAAAUAUAGUAAAUUCUCAUUAAAGGAAAAAGCCGUAAAUCCAAAACCAACAUCUAAUUGACAAUUAGAGAUGAUUUACUAAUGAUGCUGUGCUUUGGACACAACGUUGAUUUUUAUAAAACGAUUUUGCACAUACGUUUUAAAAGCCAUAGCGGCUGUAUUGUUGUUCUAACACCUGGUGCUUAUGGCAACUAUCUCAACUCAAAGGGGACUCUAUUGAUACGAUUACAGUCACACUUUCUGCUUCAGAUACAGCAAGGUUAAAAUGGAGAAUUAUACGUCUGGCUGCAACACAUAAGGACACGCUUCUCAUCCAUCUCUCCGCAGUUUUGCCACAUUGUGUGAAUAAAUUCUGGCUUUAUGGCUUUUUCUGGCUUCCAGCAUUCACACACCACCAAAUCAGAAGCCACAGCCCCACAGCAACAGACAAAGGGAUUUUCACCACUACUGACAACGUGAAGAGGAAGAGGGGGUGACUCCAAGUAUCCUUCACAAAUGACAUAAAAAUGCAAUCCAGAAAGUGGAUUCUUUGUCUCGGGAGUGUUUUGAGUUCGAUUCAAAAGGUUAAUUUCUGCUGGUAUGCCAUCAGUAUGAUUGUGAAAGUGUGUGUGUAUAAACACUCAAUGUUUUCAUGUUUCAUUUAAGAUAAAGUAAGUAAACACAUACAGUCACGUCUCACUGCAUGCCCUGUACAGUAGUAACGCCUUGAUUCUCCGUUUUUUGCUCCCUUUUCACAGAAUUAUUUUACUUUAUUUGUGCUUUUUUAUGUUAAAUUCACUAAUUCCAUUUACAAUUGAGCAAACAUGAGUCUGUGAUUGCAAUUUAUUAACUAUGUCUGAUUGGUAUUUCAACUAUUAAUGAUGUUAUCAAGAGUAUUUACAUUUUUCUAAAAAGCAUUUACAUACGUUUUAAAACUGACACUGCUGCAUUUUCACAAGCACUGCCCGAUAACUGAAAUGUAAGCUUUGAUUGAACAUGGUGUACCGUUCUCAAUUACAAUAACCUCCGUGGUGUUUACAUGUGACUUAUUAAAAUGAACCGUUUUCACGUUGUGGUGAUCCAGGUGUUGAAAAAGUAAAUAGUUUAUUUUGGUUCUGGGAACUUUUGGAUGGUUCUGGUGAUUUUGUUUGAUCAAAUUAUUCUCGUAUUUCUUUUUCUUACUUUUCUUUUUCAGGAUUCAUUCAACCAAGAACAAACACUAAAGGGAUCCGGAUAGAUUUUAAGGGUUACUUGUAUAGAUUAUUGUACAUUUUUCUAUAGAUGAGGAUGAGUUGGAAUAAAUUCAGAUUCAGAAUCUCGUCCCUCAACAAAUAUAGGUAGUAUGUAUGUAUACAUAUCAUAGAAGAGUAUUAAUUAUCGAAUGGAUCAUUUUAAUCGUGUAAAUAUUGUUUUUUGAAUAUCAUUUUUACAGUAAUGUUAAGAGAAUGCAAAGGCUGAUGUUCAACGAUGUAAAUAGUCUAUUUUGCAGUGUCACUUGACCACCUCUGUUUUUCUUUUUGCUCUAUUUGUUUGGCCAAAAUGUAAUAAUCUGUAUUCAUGAAUGUAGUUGAUAUUCGUUUGCAGCAUGUAUUUGCUGCAAUCUGUCAGCAAAAGGUAUUUUCAAUCAAUUGUACCAAUGAUCAGCUAGAAAAACACACACAGAUUAAAAUGUCCAGUGAUAGAGAAGCUAGCGAUGCCUUUGUAUCAACCCGAAAGACAACCAUCUCAGGUCAGCACCCUUUCACUCUCAACUAACAACAAUACUGCCGCAAACCCAAGAAUUCUACUUCAAGUACUCAAAGUAGUCUCCUCUGUUUGACACAAGGCCCGUCCUGCUGUUCAGAGCACACACUUAGACCACAAACAGAAACGGCAUGCUUUUUGGGCCCGAAAAUAAAUUAUUUCCCAAAAUGAAAAAAAAAAAA